AUGACCUUGGGUUCUGCAUCCAUCGACACAACUCUGGAUGUGAUUUACCACCUCAAAGGCGUGAUCUGGAGGGGCGAUUCGGUCAUUUCCGGCAUCCCUGAGACCCUGGACCAUCUCCGCAGCUUGGGCAAGCAACUCUACUUUGUGACCAACAACAGCACCAAGUCGAGGGCAGGCUACCUCUCGAAGUUCACCUCCUUGGGCCUCAACAUCUCAGCUGAUGAGAUUUACUCCUCCAGCUACGCUGCCGCAUCCUACCUGGAGUCCAUCAACUUCCCCAAGGACAAAAAAAUCUAUGUUAUCGGGCAGGAGGGCAUCCUGGAGGAGCUGGAACUCAAGGGCUUCAAAUAUCUCGGUGGCCCGGCUGACGCAGACCACAGGGUUGAGCUGAAGCCUGGCUUCCGGCUGGAUCAGGACCCUGAUGUGGGCGCGGUGGUGGUCGGCUUUGACCGCUUCGUCAACUACUAUAAGAUCCAGAUUGCGACGCUGUGCCUGCGAGAAAACCCAGGGUGCCUGUUCAUAGCCACCAACCUUGACGCGGUAACUCACCUCACCGACGCCCAGGAGUGGGCAGGGGCUGGGAGCAUGGUGGGCGCCCUCAGAGGCUCGACCAAGCGCGAGCCGACCGUGGUGGGCAAGCCCGCCGACUUCAUGCUGUCGGACAUUGCCACGCAUGCCGGCAUUGAUCGGUCUGAGAUCUGCAUGGUUGGGGACCGCCUUGACACCGACAUAGCCUUUGGAAAGGACGGCGGGCUGUCCACCAUUCUUGUCCUGUCAGGCGUGACGAGCGAGGAGGAGCUGCUCAGUCCCGAUAACAAGAUACGCCCGGAUGCCUACCUCGAUUCCCUGGCUGACGUGCUGCGCCUCAGCACUGCAUAG
Messenger RNA from Auxenochlorella protothecoides, 879 nucleotides. Its product is annotated as 4-nitrophenylphosphatase. The record is from RefSeq and is a predicted model, not a curated record. Lineage: Eukaryota; Viridiplantae; Chlorophyta; Trebouxiophyceae; Chlorellales; Chlorellaceae. Bases 1 to 879 code for a protein of 292 amino acids. The transcript is spliced from 7 exons. Gene Ontology annotation, molecular function: phosphatase activity.